AUGUCUUCGUCUGGUGCAUCGCCGCCAAAGCGUGGAAGGCCAAGAGAUGAGAUAGGAUUUGUGCGCAUAAAAUUAAAGAAGGACGUACAUGAGAUGUGGAUUACGAGAAAAGAUUCUAUUGGAUUCUCAACGAAGACACAUAGUGAUUUUGCACGGUACUUGCUUCUGAAUUAUUGCGAAGACGAGCCUUUGCAAUCAAUGGAAUCUCCAGGCGAUGGUAAAUACUACAUAUUUGUUAUUUAAUAAUGCAAUUAAUUUCUUUAUAUUUUAAAAUGAUUUGUUAUCUACGUCCUAUAUGAUCAUAUAUUUUGUAUAUUACACUUCAGAUCGACCCUUGCCGUAUGUUCUGUCUUCAACACCUGUUGGUAAAGGCAAACCUGAUCGAAAUUUGUGUUUGUCACCCAUUGUCCAUGAGACUGACAAUGACAUGUGAGUGUUGAAAAUAAUAGAACGUAAGAAAUACGGUGGAUAUUAUCCUUUAAAUGCUUUAAUAGUAGUGCCUUGUUGCCGAACAUGAUGUCACAAUAUUAAUGUGUUUUUCCUUGACCUUGAAUAACAGAAUAAGCCAAUAAGGGGCUGUUUAUAUCGAAGCCAGGCUGAUCGGCCAGGUAAGCAGGAUAAAUGUCUCUUCUGUUUAUAUGAGAAACUUUUAUACUGCUUGCCAGGAAAAUUUUUUUUUGACAGUUAAAAAUAGCUUGCAGCGGCAUCUUUGAACUGUCAUCCCUGCAACCGGGCCAGCUUGUUUGUUCAUGUUUAGAUAGAGAAAUCUUUAUUCUGGCAAGUGACAUCUCACCUCUUUCAAAUGGUAAUUUUUACUAUAAAAAUAACUGCACAGUGAGAUCUCACCACAGUAUAGAGAGACGACCAGUAGCGCUACUUAGGAGAGAAAAGUGGGAAUUAUUUAAGCUAGGUCCCAGGUGUCUUACACGGCCAAAACAUUACUCUGUAAUACAAUUUCAUAGUGAACUGCUGCCGUUGGCUGCCAAUAUGUAAAUUAGGUUGGCAGCCAGUAAACAAUGUGGACACUUUUUUACACUGAGUGGCCCUACUGUAGUUUUCCUAUACUGUGAUCUCGUUUACCAGGCUAUCUCCUGACUAAGAAGGCCAACCCGGUUCCAUAUAAAGUCUUGAGUUAUAUAGCAACUGGUAUACUGUAUAUUGUAUCUUAUCUAUUUUGUUCUUUAUUAUCGUUUGGCUCAUUUUGGCUAUUUCACAUAGUUGGACGUGCUCCUGUCAUGAGAGAUACUACCAAAAUGAAACCAGGUUUACUGGAAAUCAGGGUUAAUGUAAUUUACUUUCCCAAACAGAGCCAUGGAUGUUGCACCUAUAUCUGCUAGUCUUGACGUGAGCAGAAUUGAGAGUCUUUCCAUAUCUGUCAAUCCUGAAUUUGGAUUAUACCAUGAAGACCCUUCAUUCGAGAGUGAUAGCACAAGUUCGGAAUCAGAUCAUGAUACAAGGUAAUUAUUACUUGCAUAGUUGUAUUCACAAUUUAGUUAAUAAGUAGCAGCAUCUUUUGAGUUUUGAUGGCAAAUCAAAUAGUAUGCAAUGAGUCAUCUGAUAAAAAAAUCCACACUUCCCAACACUUUCCCAUCCCCCCUUCGGGAUGUUCUAGUACAUUUUAUUAACCAAAAAGGAUUCCUCAUUUCCUAUCAUCCUCUACUGGAUUCUAAACAUUUUCUUUUACCUUUUCCCAAAUAUUUAUUCACUUUUACAUGUGAACCUUUUAUUAAUAGUUCCUGUGAUUCAAGUGAAUAUGAUAGUGGAUCUGAAGAUGGCCAGUGCAUUUAUGAUGUUCAAGG
Messenger RNA from Paramuricea clavata, 1799 nucleotides. NCBI's taxonomy places the organism in Eukaryota, Metazoa, Cnidaria, Anthozoa, Malacalcyonacea, Plexauridae. The record is from the annotation of a GenBank genome assembly.